Molecule: messenger RNA, 1897 nt
Organism: Fusarium redolens
Lineage: Eukaryota; Fungi; Ascomycota; Sordariomycetes; Hypocreales; Nectriaceae
Exons: 4
Coding region: 460-1719 (419 amino acids)
Biological process (GO): regulation of transcription by RNA polymerase II
Cellular component (GO): transcription regulator complex; PcG protein complex
Molecular function (GO): DNA-binding transcription factor activity, RNA polymerase II-specific; RNA polymerase II cis-regulatory region sequence-specific DNA binding
Source: RefSeq, a predicted model, not a curated record
ACGCCCUGCUAAGACGACGUUUAAGCACUCAGCUCCCACACAACCUGGCUUCUGGAUUCUCAGCUUCACCCAUCUUUUUAUAUCCCACCUUCAGCCACUCUACACCGUCACCUUCUUAUAUACAGACAAUCGCACAACUUCUUCACCUCUUCAACAACAUAGACACUCCUUGAUUGUCAGAUCAGAACUUAUACGUCAUCUUAUAAUCGCUGAUUUAUUUACAAUUGGAUCUCAUCGCCGCCUCUUAUACCCUAAUCCAAGGCCUUGGCUAACGUCGACUUGUCGUUCCUUCAACAAAUUUAGACAACAUCUUUUGCAUCAGAUCAACUCUUCCCCACCGAGCGUUUGAAAUUAUUAUGCUGUGACAAGUUAACAUCUUGCCAACAACUAUUUUCGUCUUAUCUCUGCAUCAAUACACACGCAUCGCCUCGAGGCACAACCAAGUUUUAAAAACUUAUCAUGGAACUUAUGGAAUUGGUUGAGAACGAGCCCACUGCUCGUCCCUUUCAGUGCGACUGGCAAUCGUGCACAAAGAGCUUUAAUCGAAAGUCCGAUCUACAGAGGCAUUACCGUAUACAUACUAAUGAAAGACCAUACGCUUGCUCUAUUCCUGGCUGCGGGAAGAGUUUCAUCCAACGGAGCGCUCUGACUGUUCAUAUUCGGACACACACAGGAGAGAAGCCUCAUCAAUGCCAGCACAUCGGUUGUGGUAAACGUUUCUCGGAUUCAUCAAGUCUGGCUCGGCAUCGACGAAUCCACACUGGAAAGCGCCCGUAUAAAUGCGCUCACGAUGGGUGUUCCAAGAGCUUUUGCCGCAAAACGACCAUGGUCAAGCACCAACGGAGGUCACACCAGCAAGGGAUGAACCCCAACGACAUCGACGACUGCUCUUCGGACUCUGACGAUGACGAGUCUCCCUCCACCCCUCAGCACUCCUCGAUGACUUGGUCACCUCAUGAGAUGGUUCCCAUGAACCAAGGUGCCCCAAGCGGGCCUUUGCAUCGUGCCUCCUCUUACGCUGAUUUUGAAUCCCAAGUCCAUGGUCACCACAUGCCCCAACAUUACGGCAACCGGCAAGGGAUUCCCGCCAGUGUCCCUCACGAGUACCAUGGUACUCCCGUGCCUGAACAACACACACACGUUCAGCUAGUCCAUCGAGCAGCAACCAUGCCACGCCAGGCUUACUAUGUCACUGAGGCAGGAAACCCAGGUGUUGCUACCAUGACAAGCAGUGUACCGCCUCAUUACCAGCUAUCACAGCAAGUGGAACGACCUCCCAUGGAACUUCCAUAUUCAGCACCCGGUAUUGCGACGUCUAUUCAAAGCAGCCCAAGCACCUUUUCUGCUACUUCAGUCCCCAGCCCUAUGAUUCCUGAGGGCUUUUACGCACACCAGCCUGGAAGCCAGCCAGCAUACACAACAGCCGAAUCUCAGCCAGCAAUGAUCCAAUACCAGCAAUCUAUUCAACAUCAUAUGGCUCAGCCUCAGCAGCCAGUGGUAUCCCAAGCGCGGCAUAUUCCCUCGACGGCCGGACACUACGCUCCACCGUCGGCCCACCCACAGCAAGAGCAGUGGCCACACUACGACCCGCCGAUCGAAGUUCCAACCAUCGGACAGCUACCUGCAUACGGAACUGCAGUUUAUGAUAUUUAUGGGCCAAAGAUUGAGUUUGAAGAUCAUUCAUUGCAACUACCCAGCAGCAGACUGGCGAGCAUGUGAUGAAUGAGUGCUUGAAUCACGCUAUGUUUUACGAACGCCAUACUCAACAUGUCAAGAUAUUACCCUUUCCGUUUACGAUAAUCACUUGUACCAUCACGAUCAUACCAAGGCUGGACCACACAACGAUCUCCGUUUCAUGAACUUAAUUAUUAUUCUUGAAGAGGAUAUACCCAUCGGG